This is a messenger RNA of Balaenoptera musculus (blue whale), 1458 nucleotides long. Its product is annotated as transmembrane 9 superfamily member 2-like. Bases 1 to 1458 code for a protein of 485 amino acids. The record is from RefSeq and is a predicted model, not a curated record. Gene Ontology annotation, cellular component: membrane. NCBI's taxonomy places the organism in Eukaryota, Metazoa, Chordata, Mammalia, Artiodactyla, Balaenopteridae. Gene Ontology annotation, biological process: protein localization to membrane. The transcript has 15 exons.
AUGUGCAAAGGCGCUGCUGAGGAAAAGAAUGAGAAGUAUGUGAAGAACUUAAAGGAAGCCACUAACGCUGGAAUGCGGGGAAGGGAGAGAGGAGCAGAGGAUGCCUGCCAGGUUUCUUCUGAAUUCAACAAAAGUAAUACUUUCUACCUCUUCAACCAUGUCGAUAUUACCAUUACAUAUCACGGGGAAAGUGAAACAAAUUGGGGUAUUGUAAGAUUGGUUACUGCUAGACUUGAUCCCAAAAGCUAUAAACAUUCAGAUGAAAACCACCUAACUUGUAAUGGACCCCCUAUGGAAAUUCCUGGAGAAUAUACAGAUAAGUUGAAUGUAACCUACACUUACUCUGUGAAAUUUGAAGAAAACAAACAUAUCAAGUGGGGUUCUAGAUGGGAUUAUAUUUUGGAGUGCAUGUCUCAUACCAGCAUUCAGUGGUUUAGUAUUAUGAAUUCCAUUGUUAUUGCUGUCUUCUUAUCUGGAAUGGUGGCUAUGAUCAUAUUAAGGACUCUCCAUAAAGAUACUAUCAGAUAUAAUCAGAUGAGUUUUCCCGUAAAUGGCCAGAAGGAGUUUGGUUGGAAGCUGGUUCAUGGGGAUGUAUUCAGACCUCCAAGGAGUGGAAUGUUGCUGUCAGUUUUCCUGGGUCAAGGAACACAAGUUUUGAUUAUGACAUUUAUUACUUUAUUUCUGGCCUGUCUUGGUUUCCUUUCCCCUGCCAAUCGAGGUGCUUUAAUGACCAGUGCUAUUCUGUUAUGGGUCCUUCUGGGAACCUCUGCUGGAUACGUAUCUGCUAAGAUGUAUAUGACAUUUAGAGGUAUUAAGUGGAAGACAAAUUUUUUGCUGACGGCACUACUGUGUCCUGGUAUCGUCUUUGCUGACCUCUUCAUCAUGAAUCUAAUUCUUUGGGUGGAAGGGUCAUCAGCUGCCAUCUCCUUUGGUACCCUGAUGGGUAUCCUCACAAUGUCGUUUGGAAUUUCAGUACCACUAACAUUUUUGGGUGCAUACAUUGGAAGCAAGAAAAAGCAGUUUAGGUAUCCAGUUUGCACAAACCAGGUUCCCCGUCAGAUUCCUCAACAGACUUUCAUUAGAAAACCACUUUUUGGCCUCAUCAUCAGUGACAUUUUACCUUUUGGCUGUAUUUUUAUUCAACUCUUUUGCAUUCUAAACAGUAUUUGGUCUCAUCAGAUGUACUUCAUGUUUGGCUUCCUUUUCUUACUCUUUAUAAUUCUCCUGAUUACUUGUUCAGAAGCUGCCGUUUUGCUGUGUUAUUUUCAUUUGUGUACUGAGGAUUAUCAUUGGUGGUGGAGAGGCUUUUUUACCAGCAGUUUUACAGCUGUUUACCUUUUUUUAUAUGCAGUUUAUUACUUCUUUACCAAACUUCAAAUCACGGGCAUUGCAAACACCAUUUUGUACUUUGGGUACACGAUGAUCAUGGUCUUGAUUUUCUUCCUUUUCACAGCAUGA